Messenger RNA from Dichotomopilus funicola, 2067 nucleotides. RefSeq lists its product as uncharacterized. The record is from RefSeq and is a predicted model, not a curated record. Bases 1 to 2067 code for a protein of 688 amino acids. Gene Ontology annotation, molecular function: riboflavin kinase activity. Gene Ontology annotation, cellular component: mitochondrion. Lineage: Eukaryota; Fungi; Ascomycota; Sordariomycetes; Sordariales; Chaetomiaceae. Gene Ontology annotation, biological process: riboflavin biosynthetic process; FMN biosynthetic process. The transcript has a single exon.
AUGAAUACACCUACGCAGCCGCAGAUUCGGCGCAAGCCAAUCGGUGCAUCUCCGGUUCCUCAAACGGCAUCCGUCAGCAGUUCCUUUGACACCGAAGAGGCUCCGCCACCGCUUCCGGCCCGGCCACAGCUCGGCCACAGGCUUAGGACAGAUGUGCAACCGCCAAUACGGCCGGGCUCCCGCGGGGCAGAGCCGCUCCUCCAGGUCCCGGUUGCCCGGGGGCUCCGGCUACAGAAGAGCAUGCCUGAGCUCUCUAGGGUUGCUUUGGAACCACCUCCCAGCCCGCUUGAUGCCGAACCGGCGACUCAUGCUACCACGUUUGGCCCCAGUGUUAGCCCCGAGACCAAUAAUGUCAGCAAGAAGACAUUUAUGCAAAACGCGCUCGCUGAGGCGAAGCAUUUCGCCGGCGGCCUGAUACCGCAUCCAACGGAGUCAACCAAGCAUUACACCAUCCUCCGGCACUCUCCCGCGCUCAUCUUUUAUCGGGGCCCCAGCACGUCAGUUGAGGUGACCAUCUUCAGCUCACCGGACAAACCCUUACCCGGGGAUCGUACUUUCUGGCUACAGCAACGCGGCUUUUCCGGAGACAAGGGGAUGAAGAUCAAGGCAUUCUUCAACGCGACGGAUAGCUGGUUGCACGUCACACCGUCGACCCAGGUCGAGGCUCAUCAGUUGGCCGCUGAUACCGAUCGUGCCUGGCAAAGGGACAUAGGGAAAGCGUCUAAGAAGUUGGUGAAAGAGAGAGGGCUGAAAAAGGGCCACGUCCCAAGAGAAACACAUGUCAUCCGAGUCCCCGAGGCCUCCGACGACGGGUAUUUCCGCCUCAUUCUCUGCACUGGCAAGGGGACGCCUAACGAAGACAAUGAAAGCUCGUCCAGGUGCAAGAUAUUGUGCACCAGUCCCAUUUUCCGCGUUGCGAGUACAUCUACGGAUUCUAGCGUAUUCCGCGGUGCUUCCCUAAGCACAAUGCCAUUAGAGAUGGGCGUGUACGUGGCAUCUAGGGUUGCAACUACAGCAGCAGAGAGGUACACCGCUCCCGUCCGAAUGCCAGUUGACCGCGUCCUAGGCAAGGUCCGCCCGGGACUAGCUACCGAGACCAUUGGAGGAUACGUACGGGACGGUCUAAACGAACGGGCCGCGGAGCGCGACGCCCAACAAGACCGAGAAUACUUCCCCUCCCACAAAGCCCACGUCAGUCGAUCGCUCCAGACGGACCCCACCACACUCAUAGCCAUCGGCCCCGACUCCGGCCCUGAACGGCCGUUUCCGCUGCAGUUCCAAGGGAAAGUCGUCCGUGGCACAGGUCGGAGCCAGGCGGAACUCGGAAUCCCCACGGCCAAUCUCUCUGGUGUCCCGGAUGAGAUCCGAUACCGUCUGCUUGGGGUGUAUUUUGGCUGGGCCUGCAUCUUACCGAAGAACCGAGCGGCCACGACGGCAGGUGCUGAUACAGCAGAUUCGCCGAAGUGGUACGAAGCGAUCAUCACCGUUGGCCCGUGCCGUUAUGCCCCCCUUUCUGCGAACCCCAAACCUAUCGUGGCAGUUCAUCUUCUGAAUUAUUCCCGGCCUGUUGGGGCCAACACCCCCCCGAAGAACAAUACUAAAGGCUCAACCCUUCUCGGCGAAACACUCAAGAUCUUAACCCUAGGCCUCCUCCACCCACCUUUACCGUCGUCGCCAUCACAACCACCACAAACCCCCUCAACCUCAUCCUCCCCCAUCUCCCCCCAACCACCCCCCGCAACGGAACCCCCCACCAGCCCCCUCCUGAUCACCCACUCCCGUAACAUCUCCCUAACCCUCCUUUCCCUCUCCCGACCACACUGGCACCCAGAAUCUGUCGUCAUUCUAUCCGCUCUAGAGGCCCAGAUGACAGCAUCCACAUCCACAGCCACGAGAGGUCUUCUAGGAAGUGAGUCCUCCAGGGGAUUCACGAUGGCCGGGGUAGUGAAGAAGGGGGUAGUCAAUGGGAUGGGUGGGGUUGCGCACCGUGUGGGGGUCAGGGUGAAGGGGGUUGGGGAGGAGAGGGAUCGGAUUAGGGGGGAGGGGGGGCAUUGGGUUCGGUGGUGA